GGAGAAGGAGGAAGAAGAAGUCGUGUGUGUGUGCGUGUGUGUGUGUGUGUGUGUGUGUGUGUGCUCGGUAGUAGUGUGGCAGAAUGUUUGGAAAACUUUCCAUUUCGUUGUUUGUCCUCAUUAUUUUUUAUCAUGACCUUUCUGACGCACAGAAGAAAAAAGAGACUCUGCUGUCAGAGAAGGUAACUCAGAUGAUGGAGUGGGCCUCCAAACGUUCAGUCAUCAGGAUGAAUGGAGAUAAGUUUCGUCGCUUUGUCAAGGCUCCUCCCAGAAACUACUCUGUGUUAAUAAUGUUUACAGCACUGCAGCCACAGAGACAGUGUGGUGUCUGCAGACAAGCUGAUGAAGAAUUCCAGGUGCUGGCUAACUCCUGGCGAUAUUCCUCUGCCUUUACUAACAAAGUCUUCUUUGCAUCUGUCGAUUUUGAUGAAGGAUCAGACGUCUUUCAGAUGCUCAAUAUGAAUUCUGCUCCAACCUUCCUCCACUUCCCAUCCAAAGGGAAACCUCGCAAGUCUGACACCUAUGAGCUGCAGGUCAGAGGCUUUGCCGCUGAGCAGCUGGCGAGAUGGGUGGCAGACCGGACUGAUGUACAGAUCCGUAUCAUUCGUCCUCCCAACUACGCAGGACCUCUCCUUCUAGGCUUCCUCCUGGCAGUGAUUGGAGGCCUGGCAUAUUUACGCAGACACAAUUUGGAAUUUCUCUUUAACAAGAGUGUCUGGGCCUUCUCUGCACUGUGCUUUGUCCUAAUCAUGACUUCCGGCCAGAUGUGGAACCACAUCAGAGGACCACCUUAUGCACACAAGAACCCCAGCACCGGCCAAGUUAGUUACAUCCACGGCAGCAGUCAAGCCCAGUUUGUGGCUGAGACACACAUCGUCCUACUCUUCAAUGCUGCUGUAACCAUGGGAAUGGUGCUGCUGUGUGAGGCUGCUACCUCUGACAUGGACAUUGGGAAGAGAAAGAUUAUGUGUGUAGCAGGAAUUGGUCUGGUGAUGCUUUUCUUCAGUUGGCUGCUGUCUAUAUUCAGAGCAAAGUACCAUGGAUAUCCAUACAGCUUCCUGAUGAGUUAGAGCUGGCCGGCAUCCCUCAGCAUCACUGCAAGUAUAGACUUGAUGACAAGAAGUGCCGUCAACAAGCAGGGUGCUGUCCAUGGCAAGGAUCCAACAUUUCUCUUUUCUAAGCCAUGGUUUGUCUUAAGAUCUGAUGAGCCAAAAGUCUCUGUGUCAGCUCACUUACAUACACGCUGUGCCUUUACGAAGACUCUUUAGGCAGUUGAUUCAUCAUCAUUGUGCAGUCAAGACUGUUGUGCCAACAGGUAUUUUCUUGAUUAGAAUUUUGCAAAUCUAAAUUUGGAAUUUCUUAAAUUGUAUAGGAACAGUUUUGCCCAGCUCCCACUGGACAUACAUCUCAGUAUGUAUCUUUAUUUUUUAAACUGUUGAGACCAUAAACAGGCCCUUGUCUCAGUUCUGUUUGUUGUUUGUUUGUGUGUGGCUGAAUCUGAACCGUGAUACUAUAAUUAUGGAGAAGCAAAGUGGGAGCAGUUGUUCCAGGCAUACAAGGUGUCUGGAAGCAAGUCAUUCUGGUAAAACCUUUUACUGGUCCUGUAAUAUAAUCUAUUAUGUAUCCACUAAUUUAUAGAACAAUGAUCUGAGAAAUUAAAUAGGUCUCUAUAUAAAGCAGAAAUGGACAACAUUAUAAAUCCCCCCCCUCCUAACGUCCCCAUGGUAUUACUGUUGGCUACCGCUAACAGCUUGGCUACUGCCCAAAGCAAAAAGCAUCCUUAAUGGCUGUAGUAAUGACUAAAUGGGUUCAUUAAGUAGAUAAUGUUACUAAGUGAUGUAAGGAAGAAUGCUGGUUUUUAUUUGUCUCAAGUCCCAGUAGUAAGAGGAAUCACAUAUUAUUGGGGGAACAGACUUUGACACAACACCAGAGUGCUCUCCAUCGUGUGAAUGCCAGUCCCUUCACUUUCGUUUUACUUCAGUUUCUGUCGCUCUCCCCAUCACUUUCUUUGCCUCCUCCAUCAGUGGGAUUCAUUAAUUUUCUUUGGCAUUGUCAAGUUUUCAGUUAUUUCACAGUUACCAUGGGAUAUUGACAAUGCCUCUUUUGUUUUGGUUGGGCAAUGGCAGAUGCACUUCUUAUGUGCUGUAAUUCAGCCUUUAGUUUUAGCAGGAAUAGCAUCGUGAAAACAAGGUUUAAUGAACCACUCUAUGCGCCAGUGGUGUAAUUCCUCUACAGCCAUUACACAGUGCAAACAGUAUAAUUGCUUGAGAAUGAGAAGUCAAAGCAAAAAUGUUAGUCAGUUUAAGUAAGUAGAGGAGGUAAAAUUGGUUGGGGGUUCUACCUUACUCUGCUAGAUGAUAUAUAUCGUCAUAUCACUCGACCCUAAGCCCCACACAAGUUUUCCUACUAAAGUCUCCUUUUUAUCUUAUUGACAGAUAAGAUAACCUGUCUAAUCCUGCACCUUAGCUAAUAGAAGAAGCCAAAAAACAAACAUCCACUGGGUAAAGGUGCAUUAAUGUCAGUUUGCAGAGUAGAUAGCAUGUCAGCUGCAGCACAGUUAGUUCAGAGGCUGCCAUGGUCUUUACUAUUCAGUUUUACUUCUGACAACACACUGUCUUCCCACAGCAUGUAAACUACAGCUGAGGAUUGUUUACGUCACCUCUCGUUGCCCUGCUGGCCUCACCUUUCCAGGCGUAGGAGAAAAGAGCAUUUCUGAUAUUUCCCUGAGGCUUUUCUUUUUUUCUCCUUUUAUUAAUAAAGUUAUUAACACUUCAUUUAAUCACUUUGACAAUAUUUUUGAAUGCAGAAAAGGGUGACUAAAUGUGAUCUCACUUGGUCUUUGAUAUUAGAUUAUUGCAGCUUUAUACAACACAAGGCAUAAAUAGACAGGGUAUUUAGAUCUUUUAUGUACAGCAUGUACUGCCACUUGAUAUCACACUAGUGCACCAGCAUCUCAGAUGGAAAAAAUGCACGCUUGGUUUACUCAGUAUAGUUGGAAAAAUAAAAGCAGCAUCUGAGCACACACUACCCACAAAACUCAGAUCAAAACGUUUAACUAUGCAGUGCUGAUCAAUGUGAUCAAGACUGCCUAGUGCAUUGCCUUUUCUCCCUUUGAAUGUUUUCAGAGACACAUUUUCGCGUACUGCCUAGCUGUACAACAACAAUUAUGGCUGCAUCAAAAUGUCUUCUAUCACUCUCAGGCUUUGCAGGUGCAUUUGUGGGAAGUCUGCAGGUCUGAGGGCCAAAACUACACUUCAUCUAGUCCACAAGGCCCUAAAGCGGACUUUCUGCAGGCUUCAAGAGAGUCCACUGGGGGUGCUGUCUUUACCACUUCAGCAGACUUCACUGAUUUAAUUACCCACAUUUGCAAUUUGGAAUUAAUGUGAAGACUGGACUUCACAUUAGUGGAGCUCAUCAGUGAGCUUGUUGCAAAAAUACACAUGUAUUUGGGGGGUUGCCUUUGGAGAGCAGAGGAAACCUACCCUGGUUAUCACGUUACCAGGUGAGUGUUUCUGCAGUGGAGUUAUUGGGUCCUCCUGGAGAGUAGCGUGUGAGUGCGGAAUCAGCUCGAGCUCUCUUCGGCAUGGUAGUGCAGGUGGUUGUCUAUGACUUCAGAAGGUCUCCAAGUGUUUUCUUUUGCGCUGCUGGUGGCAAUGGACUUGCGCCAAGGAUUAUCUCUCAACAGCUGAUGACUAGUUUCUUUUCAUCCAUCCGUUCUUAAUGAACAGUUUUUAAACCAUCCCAGCAAGGCAGCAACUGAUAGGCAUAAAACUCACUGACCGCAAUGUUGUAUUAGUUUCCAUAGACCUGUAUACAUUUUGAGGCUGCAUUUUAGUGAUUUGUUUCAAUAUAUUUUUAGUAAGCAAAAAAAUACAUUUAAAUGAUCCCAGAAAGCCAGUGGAAAAUGUCUGACAGAAUGAUAGCACAUUGGCUACAAAGCUGUAUUAACUCUCAUUAAGUGUUUGUAAAUGCUGCCUGCAUUCAGGAAUCUGAAUGAAGCCUGAAUGACAAUUGUUUGAUUAAGUACAAACGUUAUACCAUUAGAUCACAACAUUUGUCGUUUACCAAUAUCAGCAUGUGCUGCAGGAUUUGGACUUGUGCGAACUGACCUCCUAAGGUGUGGCACAGGCCCGUUGCUCGGGCUGUGCGUUCCUUAACGCUUACCAUUGGCUUUGUCACUGCCAAGAGAAAAAUAUGUCCAAAGCAGUUCAGCCAUGGCCAGCUCAGUUUCUUCACUGCUGCAACAGUGUUUGCCCUGCUGUCUGUCAUGAUGCAGACCAGCUUCUUUUCAUCCAGAUGCGCUGCAGAGAGCUGCAGUUUUGUCAGAUGUGUGCAAUUCUGGGGCAUAAACACUGUUUUAAGGCAAUGUGAUUUAAGAGUCCAGUCUGUGGAGAAGUCAUAUUGACCCUUGACCACAUGUCAGUAGUGGCAGAGAAGUAGUCCACAUUUUUUAGCUUUAGAAGUUUAGCCAAAGUGUUAAAAAGUAAUCUGGGGUUGUGUUUGUUGAUGUUUUCUUUCAUGCCAUGCAAGAAAACUUUCAUUUUAGAUUUUCACCAUGCAAGAUUGCCGGUAUAUUUUCCUGCAGGCAUGCUUGAGAUCUCUUUAAAGCACGUUUUAAUAAUGUGGUGAAAUGAGUCUGGAUGAGUGGGGAGUCAUGGUCAACGCACGUGUUCUAUUCUUCAGUCAGACCUGGAUGUGAGAAAGUUCCUUUCAACAAUGCUAUGCAAGCUAACAUUAAACUCAAUGGCAAGUAUGUUUACUGUUGUGUGGCAUCAAUUUCAGCUGCUAUGGGAUGCCUCUCCCAUCAGUUGUUGUGGUCCACCUCACAAAGUAUUGAUGUAAUCAUCCAGACUGUACAUGUUUGAUAUUAUCAGAGUGCUGCUGCUGAACAGCAUAUUGGUUACUGCAGUAUGAAUUAUGCAUAAAUGCUUUUAAGCAACGGUUAUAUCAUCCCCCUAUAGGUGUUUAAUAUUCAAGUAGUCCUUGAACAAUGAAGUUGACACUCAAACUCACUUAUUUUUUACUUGAUGAAAACUUACAGGACCUGCAGCUCCACCCAUUCUGCUUCUCCAUAAACAAUGUGCCUUACACCGCUGAACCACUGAUGACAUGUAUGCCAAUGAUCUGAAUGUAAUAGUGAUUAAUUGCCAUAUGAUUUUAUUCAAGCUGAAGGCAGCUUGAACUGAAGCUAGUUAAAUUAUUCAUCAUGACUCCCACUGUGUAGAUUACAUGUUUCAGCAUUCAUAUGAAUGGCUCCUACGUGCUGGAUACACUAGUGAUGGAGUUACUUCUUCAGCCUUUUUUUUUUUUCUAAACAUCAAAUUGGAGUACAGCCUCACACUCAGGAUGUUCUACAAUCGAGCUAGAAUAUAAAUAUAUAUUGGAAUGGAUAUAUUAGAAAUGGCAAUUUGUACUAAAGAAUGUAGAAAGACAAAUAAAUAAAGCUAGUUAUCUCUAUAUCAAAUCACCUCUUCUAUAAUUACAAUACAUUAGUUAUGUCACCUGACAGUGAAUUGUUUUUCACAUGGUUUCACGUGUAACAUACCUUUCCACUUCUGGUCUGGUCUUAAAUGAGAAGGAAGAAUACAGGGGGCUCGGGGCCCUGAGUCCAUAGCAUCAGUCCAGGAUUGAUUCCUACACUUUGCUGCCCUUUUCUUUCUGUCCGGCCUUUACCGUAAUAUCUUCAGCUGUGCUAUCUUAUGAAAAACAGACAGAAAAAAACCCUAAAAACUAUAAAACCAAAAGAGAGAAUAGGUAUGAAUGACCCUAACCCCUGAGCAAGAUGCAGUUUGGAAGUUUAUAUACCUCUCAUGAUGUAUACUAACUCAUCAGACUUCAUCAGAAGCACAGAUUUUUUUCUUUUGAUUAAAACAAAGUGCUUUUAAAUGUUUGUGGUGUUCUUAUCAGUUGUACCAGCAGCAUUUGAUCUGAAGUGAUCACUUCUCACAUUAAAAUGCCUUAACUGCU
Acanthopagrus latus (yellowfin seabream) is the source of this 5967-nucleotide messenger RNA. RefSeq names its product magnesium transporter 1 (gene magt1). Gene Ontology annotation, cellular component: oligosaccharyltransferase complex. The coding region runs from base 84 to 1070 and encodes 328 amino acids. The transcript has 10 exons. The record is from RefSeq and is a predicted model, not a curated record. Lineage: Eukaryota; Metazoa; Chordata; Actinopteri; Spariformes; Sparidae.